AUGGCAACGCCAGAGCGCGCAAACUCUCUCGUGUCCCGCGGUGCCGAUUCGCUGCAGCACUGCUUUUCGUUAAUACCGCCGAUGGUUCUGUGUCUCGUGCGUCAUAUCAACCGCGACAUGGCGGAAAUGACGACACCGCCGAGCAUUGAGCAUUGCGUGGUCGAACUGCAGUCGUACUUCCAGCCCUGUAUCGACGCCAGCCGCGUAGUGGACCGCUGCCUGCCUGGCAGUCGUCUGCGGCUGCAGUUUGGCAAGGCGAUGGACAUCAAUGCCGGUGCCAGCUCGUCGUUACUUAAUGUGUACAUAUUCGCUGUCGACCAAGUAUACUCACGGCCACGCCUGCUGGCGCACGUUGUGCGAGAGUGGCGCGCCCAGCUGGAGCGCACGAACCACGAGGUGAGCCCCUUCGUCAUGCUGUACCACCAGGAUCUCGUUGAUGCGGCGUGUGUCAGUGCACGGCAGGCGUCAGGCGUGUAUAUCGCGGACGCGGCAAAGAAGCCAAAUCAAAAGAAGGCCGAUGCAGCAGCGGCGGCGUUAGAGCCGUACUAUGAGGAGCUCAAGGCGCUCAAGUUCGCGCCACAUCAGAUGUGCGCAUAUCUGCCAAAUGAGGCACCCAUACGAGUUGUAGAGCGACUGCGGGCGGCAUACGCCGAGCGCACCUCACGGCUCUCAACGGUGUUUGACGACUACCGUCAAAAGCAACUACGCCGUGUGUCUAACAGUGUCGCAGACGGUACCGCAACAGCGGUCUUGCGUCUGCACGAGUGCUGGCGCAAAGGGUACGACCUAGCUUUCCACUACCUGCAGUUUGGUGUGGUGGAGGAUGCCAUGGUGGUGUUCGCUCGGAUGUUUGACCAAUACUACUACCACUCGGAAGAUUACGGCUUUGCGGAGCACAGGUCAUCCCUUGAGAGAUUAGGAAAACUUCCCAACCUGUUUGACCCUAGUGCUUUUCCUGUUGGAAAAAAUGGAUACCCCUCUGCGCUUCAGGACGAUGCUGAACUCGUAGACGGUUUGCUCUUUAUUGCAGGGUGUGAAAUGCGGUGUGCACUGCUGCUUGGACGCCGUGAAACCGCCUUUGCACGGUACAAGUCGGUGCUGCAGGUGGCGAGAGAGAACUUCACAGAGGAGGGGAUGACGAGGGUUUCCGACGCGUGGGGGCUUUUCUUUCUGCUGCGCUGCGCUCUCUCCGCAUUGCGGCUGAACUGGGUGGUCGGAGAUGCUGGCUGCAGCGGUAGCAAUGGCGGUGCUGGCGUGGGUGGUGGUGUAAGCGUGAGCCUUCCGGCAUCGCCUGGGCCGCGGCCGGUAGACACAAAUGCCACCGCAUUUCACCAACUGCCAGAAGCACAGCGCCAGUCCAGUCCGACACUCUCGGGUGCGCUGUCCGCUUCGGUAAACCAGGACUGGAGUGCCUUCGCCGCCUCGCCCGAUAUGCCCAGCAGUUUUUCCGCAUUUCCUCUCAUUGAUGGUGCCAGCACAGAGAAAAUAAGCCACGACGCUGUCACUGAACGGCUACAGGUGCUUUCUCAGGCAGUUGGUGUCGUGUUAGGCGGAGAGCUCUGCCGAAAGGGCGACCUUCUCGCCAGACUCACCGGCGACACGCUGGAGUACCUCAUGGACCUCGCCGGUAUUCUCGGUUACUGCGACACCGGCAAGAUAGCGGCACCAAUGACGCCCUCAUCGGUGGAUGCUGCUGCGUUAGGCAUGCCGGAGCUUGCCACAGCGGAAGCGUAUGUAUCAUUCUACCGCACACUCGUGGAGAUGAGCGCGCUCUGUUUCUGCCCGUUAAAUGACAGGCACCUGGAGCAUGUGCUGUACUACAGACUUGCGCACUCAUAUCGCAAUGCGGAGCCCAGCGUGACGGCGGAGUUGUGCCGCCAACGUCUCAUUCCCUUCUUCCUCCAUAAUGGCUGGCUUCAGCUGCAGACCGUCAUUCACUGCCUGCACGUGGAGUCGAUGGACCUCGUUGUGCAGCAACGCGAGGAAAGUGGAGAGGCACUGUUGAGCAAUGAAGAGGCAGUGGCGCUGAAGGAGUCGCUGCUGCAUAUAAUUGGCGGUCUUGGCGAGUGUGGCGCGCAGCAGGAGGAACUCGCCUACCUCUGCAGGAGACAGUCACCAGUAAAGUGGUGGUGUCGAUUGAAGCAAAUUGACCGCAAGUUGGGCCGCUGCAGCUCAGCUACAGAUGUGCCGCUCUACAGUCUCUCUGGUCUGUUGAAGGAUACGCAGGUGUUUUGCGUGCACUGCAACCAUCUUCUGGAAGGGGCGCGAGAGCAGGCUCAUGACACAUUGACAACAGGACUGCGUGCCAAAAUUGGUGAGACAGUCUUACUGUGCUUCAACGCAACAUCUCCUGUGGACAUGAUGAGGCGCCAGACGGACGAAGGGCUGAGCGACACAGGUGCCACACUCACCGCGACACUUGUGUCUAAGAAGGACUGGGGAGAUGCGGACGAGCCGACGCACGUUGUGCUCGUGAGGAAAGUGGUGUCCACCUCCCAUGACGAGGCGAAGCGAGAAUUGCAUUGGGUGUGGGAGUUCCAGCCGUGCCGCGCUGGCGAUUAUCGCCUUCGCUGCAUUACACUCCAGCUCUCAGAAGCAACGACGCUAGUCUACGUGCCUCGCGAAUCAACUACGCUUUCCGGCGGGAACCGAACCGAGUUUCUUGCUGCUUCUGCUGGUGUUGGUAUUAGUGGUAGGGUGAAGGCCGCUCCGCGGUGUCUCCUAUCGGUGCCGGAGCCGGACAUCGGCAUCAAGCUGCGUGUGGAGCCGCCAGAGGAGCCACACUGCUUCGGCGACACUCUCGCCUUCUUUGCUGUGCACGUUGAGGUUGAGCGGCCGCUUUACCUUCCACAGGGCGCCGACGCUACCUCCAGAGGCUGCAAGAACUGCACCUUUGAAACAGAUGGCCCGUGGAGUCCAUUUACUUCCCCUGCUGCAGCAGCGGCGUUGUCUACUGUUGGGGCAGUAAAGGGCGCACCCACGCCGCGAGAUCCGCGGCACACGAUAAUGGAGGUAGUGCCGCUGCUGGAUCCUUCCACACUGGCCCGCAUCUACGUGAGCCGUCCGAGACGGCAGGCGUUGCUGCGCGGUAACGCCUUUGGCGCCUCCAUUGCUUUCAUGCCAUCGAAGAGUAUAAAGGAGUCUUCGCUAAUGCCGCAGCAGCACGACGCGUCGCACCGCCGCCCUGAUAUUGCCGACGUCGGCGGUACGGAUGGGCCGAUUGCAUUUGGAGAUAGCAUGGUGAAUCUACCACUAACCCUCGUCUCCAUUACAGACGAAAAGACGGGCGUGUCGACUACGAUUCCGGUUGAUGAGGAAUUCCUCAUGUCACACCUACCGCCUCUUGUGCGUGAGAGCAGCAGAAGGACUGAGAGUGUUAAUCACAGCGCGGUGUCGAUGCAUCUCGAGGGAAGUAUUCUUCCGCUGCCACGUUUCCAGUGCUGCUUCAAUAUAUGUCUUGACGACAACGAUGAAGCACAGAAACAGCAGCAGCAACAACAACAUCAACAACAGUCGGUUAAAGAGAGCCGCGCUGGGCUUCUGGAGGCGACGAGCCUGCGGUGCUGGUUGCCGUUGGUGCCCAUCUUCAUGUCGAGUAUUGAUGAAUGUGCGCAGGUGUCGUUGUCCUGCCAACGCAACAUGGAGUCAUGUACAACAAGUGUGUCUGUGCCGUUUCGGUUCGCACCGGCGUUCUCAGUUCGCUAUGCCUUCAAGUGCUUUCAGAGCCGCCUCUAUUGCCUCGUGCAGGUGGAAAACGUCCUCAGUAAGACGUCGCUGUGGCUGCGAGGUGCACUCCUGGAUCUGCUUGAAUCCGAGAGUUACUACGAGCUCGCGCGCGUCUCUUCCACACACGAUCACAUAAUGAAGCGUGAAUGGAAACCGCACGAGACGGUGCAUCUCUUCUUUGAGCUGGCGCCCUCCUCUGAGCCACGCACACACGAAAAGGAGGUGCGUCACCGCGUGCGUUUGCAGCUUCUUUACUCCAAUUGGGCUAUUGCAGAGAAACGGCAGCCGCUUGAGUCCCACAUUCUCCGUCCACUUCCAUCAUCUUCUAGUGGUUGUGGUGGUGGUGGUGUUGCUCCCAGUGCUACUAUCAGUUCUGCAAACAGCAGCUUCGAGGUCACCGCUGGCGGUGCGUACCACUUGGUGCCGGGCAACUCGCUGUGCAACAGUCUGAGGGACGAGCCGAUCUAUUCUACGAAGCAACCACGUAUUCGCUACGACUCUGCCCAGCUGGAAUUGUUGCGUACCACAUGCAACACGUUCCAUGGACCAAUUGGAACAUUCACGUCGAAGCACUCCUGCCUUUUCAACGCCGUAAUCUUUGUGGACCCGCUCAAUCCUGCCAACCAGAGCGUCCGUGCGGUGGCAACAGCUGCGGCGGUGUUAAGGAGAGGCAGUGACAGUUUCAUCCCCGGUGCAAUUCCUAUUGGGGCCUCACCAAUUGAUCUACCAGGUGGAUUUGUCUUCCCUGUUGGCGAGCCUGUCUGCUUUUCCGUCACACUGGAGCCGCUUGCACACAACUGGCCAGAUGACUGUGGCUGUGAAGAGGAGUUUUUAAUAACGUUCAAAGCAGACCCCGCGGUGUGGCUCGUCACGGGGAAGCANCUGUCCAUGAUGGAGGAUACUACUAUGUUCUUCACGGCUGUUCCUGUGCCACCUAUCCCUGGCACAACUGCUGAACACCACGACAGUUCUCUUUCUCCCCAGCGGGAACAGCAGCAAACACAACAACAACAGCAGCAAACACAACAGCAGCAACAGCAACAGCAACAUAAGGUGUCAACUGUUACGACGCCCACUAUCGAGCUCCAGUGGGCGUCACGCCGCAAUUCUAGCGGGGCUGACACUGCCGCGGUGGCGAUCGAAGUGGUGCAGUUCCGCACAUCCAUGCGUAUCCAGCACUGA
Molecule: messenger RNA, 4908 nt
Organism: Trypanosoma grayi
Lineage: Eukaryota; Euglenozoa; Kinetoplastea; Trypanosomatida; Trypanosomatidae
Exons: 1
Coding region: 1-4908 (1635 amino acids)
Biological process (GO): regulation of transcription by RNA polymerase II
Cellular component (GO): nucleus
Molecular function (GO): transcription cis-regulatory region binding
Source: RefSeq, a predicted model, not a curated record